CCUAUCACUGUACUGCUGCAAGCGCUAAGGGUUUCAAAAUUCAAAAUGGAGACGUCCAGGGUGGUCCAGGGCUAACAACUGUAAAGUAGCGGGUCACACGAUGCGGCAAGUGACAAAGUGAUUGAGUUAAUUGUCACCAUUGACAGCAUCUAGUAAUUAAUGUUAUUGAAAAUGUAUAAGCAUUUUCGGUUACGUAGCUCAUCUUUCUUUUUUAAUUGAGUUAAUAAUUUCAAAUCCAAAUGUUCGACCGACAUUGCCAGUUGUGCAAAGUAGCAGAUUCAAAUUUGGUUUGAAUAGCACAAUUUAGUGUAAUUAAGGAAUAGUAUGCGAAUGACUUAAAUUCUCACGUCAAAUACAUUAAAAUGUCGGACGAGGAAGUUACCUUGCAAGACAAGUUAGCUGAAAUAGACUAUGAAUUACAGACAGUGGAAACUCAAAUAUUAAGUCUCCAAGAACGCAAAGAGUUCUUGCUGAGACAAAAGCAGAGUUUAAAAGAUGAGAUGACUCUUAAGAAGAGUUUGACAUUGGCUAAUCGAAAUUGGUCUUCCAAAGACUUUCCAUGGUACAAGAAGGUGGUUGAAGUUCUGGAAACAACAUUCAAACUUCCUGGAUUUCGACCACAUCAAUUGCAGACUGUAAAUGCUGUUCUUUCCAAAGAAGAUACAAUUUUGAUUAUGCCCACGGGUGGAGGAAAAAGUCUGUGUUAUCAACUUCCUGCUUUAGUUUUACCUGGAAUUAACGGUUGGUGUAAUUUUCCCACCUCUUGUGUGCUGCGUAAUGGAAGACCAGCAGAUUAGUGUUGCUUGUUAAGAGAAGCUAUGCGAUCAUAUGCUUAUAUCGCUGCUCGAGUGCAUCAGAGACUUUGAGCCCGUGGAAGUAAGUUCAGAAUACAAAUUCAACAGGUGAUACUUAUACAAAUUGGAAAUAAUGCUAGCAUAUUAAUGUGACUCCUGAAAAGUUGGCUAAGAGCAAACGUUUCAUUGACAGAAAUAACUACUCAGUGCAAGAGGAUGUUGAGCAUGAACUUAAACCAACGAGUGCCUGAUCGAUCUGAAUAUGGCUAUUCGAUGCGACAGUGCAGCAUGUGGCUGCUCCCAGUUGCGGUCAUCUGACUGUUUCAGCCCAGAUUACAAAUUUCUUGGUGUACUCAAAGGGAUGUUUCCAGACGUUCCCAUAUUGGGACUCACUGCAACUGCUACUUCAAAAGUCCGAGAAAAGCCUUCCAACCAAAAGGAGUGUUUUGAUAGUUUAGUAGAACUCAUGAAAACUAAGUAUGCUGGAAAAUCAGGGAUUAUAUAUGCUACUUCAAUUAAAGAUUGUGAGGAAUUGAUGCAGGAACUUAGAAAACGAGGCAUUCGAGCUGGGUGUUAUCACGCAACUCUGGAUGCUGCUCUCAGAAGUAAAGUUCAUCAAAAAUGGCUUUCAGGGGAAUACCAGGCUGUUGUGGCUACAAUAGCUUUUGGAAUGGGAAUUGACAAACCUGAUGUACGUUUUGUUAUCCAUCAUUCUUUGUCAAAAUCAAUGGAAAAUUUUUAUCAGGAAAGUGGAAGAGCUGGACGGGAUAAUAAAGCAGCUGAUUGUAUUUUAUAUUAUCGAUUUGCUGAUGUUUUUAGAUUAAGUACAAUGGUAUUUACACAACAAACUGGUUUAGAGUGUUUGUAUGGUAUUGUUGCCUACUGCUUGGACAAGACAAGAUGCCGUCGAUCCAUCAUUGCUUCACACUUUAAUGAGGGUUGGGAUACAUCAGAUUGUAAUGAGAUGUGUGAUCAUUGCCGCCGGCCGAGAGAAAAGAAAGAAAUUGAAAUUGUAGAAUAUUGUCGAUCGUUGUACAAACUUAUUCAAAAUGCAGCUGGUAAUGAUGCUAAACUCACAGCUCAGAUGUUGGUUGAUGCAUGGUUUGGAAAAGGUAAAGCAAAUCUACGGGUUUCCUCUGUGAAAGUUCCUUCUUUGUCUAGAGAGAUGGCUGAGGAUGUAGUUGGUCAUUUACUUAUAGAAGGCUAUCUGGCUGAAGACUUUCACUUUACUCCAUACAACACUAUAAGUUACAUCAAAAGAGGACCCAGGGCUGCAGCUGCCCUUUCAGAAAAAGCAACUGUGAAAAUGUGUGUACAAGGAGCCAGGAAGACUGAGAUAAAUAAAGGAAGCCCAAAAGCAAACAAUACAAUUAAUAGUGAAAAGAAAGCAAAAGUUGAGAACAAUGCAUGUACAAAAUCGGAAACUACUAAAGCAGAAAAUUCUAUGAAGGGUGAAAAGAAAGUAAAAGUUGAGAAACAUGCUCUUACAGAGUCCAUGAACAAUGUGGCCCAUAAAAGGCCUUCAACACUGAGUUCUGAUGUUUUAAAUUCUAUAACUCCAAACUCCUCAAAGGAAAAACGUGGCACAGACAGAGUUAUAAAUCUCUGUGAUGAUGAAGAUUUGGAUUUUGUACCUUUAAAGAAAAAGAAAGUGUUUGUUGUGAGUUCUGAUGAUGAAGGAUGAGAUGUGUGUAAAUAAUUACGUAUAAUAAAUUUCUUCUUUUCCAAUGUCAUGUUAUUUGAGUAAACUCAUUUAAAUUCACUAAAAUAAUAAUUAUAACUUUUUUCUUAAUUCCA
Messenger RNA from Gryllus bimaculatus (two-spotted cricket), 2591 nucleotides. Lineage: Eukaryota; Metazoa; Arthropoda; Insecta; Orthoptera; Gryllidae. The record is from the annotation of a GenBank genome assembly.